CAGGCCCCGCCCUGUGCGUGCGCGGCCCCGCGGAGGCGUGCAGUUGCCCGCGUAGUCAAAGGCUGAGGUGGCAGCGGCGGUGCAGACAUGGAGCUCCCACAAAUGCCGGAGCUGAUGGGCCUGUCGCUGUUGCUCGGACUGUUGGCCCUGAUGGCGACAGCGGCGGUAGCGCGGGGGUGGCUGCGGUCGGAGGAGGAGACUUGCAGCCGGUCCGCCGGCCAGAAAGCAAAUGGACUUCCACGUGACAAGUCCUUGAGAUCCAAGAAGCAGAAACAGCAUCAGCGGAUUCGCAAGGAGAAGCCUCAACAGCACAACUUUACUCACCGCCUCCUGGCUGCGGCACUGAAGAGCCACAGCGGGAACAUAUCUUGCAUGGACUUUAGCAGCAAUGGCAAGUACCUGGCCACCUGUGCCGAUGACCGCACCGUCCGCAUCUGGAGCACCAAGGACUUCCUGCAGCGGGAGCAUCGCAGCAUGAGAGCCAACGUGGAGCUGGACCAUGCCACCCUGGUGCGCUUCAGCCCCGACUGCAGAGCCUUCGUCGUCUGGCUGGCCAAUGGAGACACGCUUCGUGUCUUCAAGAUGACCAAGAGAGAGGAUGGAGGCUAUACCUUCACGGCCACCCCAGAGGACUUUCCCAAAAAGCACAAGGCACCCGUCAUCAACAUUGGCAUUGCUGACACAGGGAAGUUCAUCAUGACUGCUUCCAGCGACACCACUAUCCUCAUCUGGAACCUGAAAGGUCACGUGCUGUCUACUAUCAACACUAACCAGAUGAACAAUGCCCAUGCUGCCAUAUCCCCUUGUAGUAGGUUUGUGGGCUCGUGUGGCUUCACUCCAGAUGUCAAAGUUUGGGAAGUCUGCUUUGGGAAAAAAGGGGACUUCCAGGAGGUUGUGCGAGCCUUUGAACUGAAGGGCCACUCGGCCGCCGUCCACUUCUUCGCUUUCUCCAAUGACUCCCGCAGGAUGGCCUCAGUCUCCAAGGACGGGACGUGGAAACUGUGGGACACAGAUGUGGAGUACAAGAAGCAGCAGGAUCCCUACUUGCUGAGGACAGGCUGCUUUGAAGAGGCGAGCACCAGGCCGUGCCGCCUGGCGCUCUCCCCUGAUGCCCAGGUCUUGGCCUUGGCCAGUGGCAGCAAUAUUCAUCUCUACAACACCCGGCGGGGUGAAAAGGAGGAGUUCUUUGAGCAGGUCCAUGGGGAGUGUAUCACUGACUUGUCCUUUGACAUCACUGGCCGGCUUCUGGCCUCCUGUGGGGACCGGGCAGUGCGGCUUUUCCACAACACCUCUGGCCAUCGGGCAGUGGUUGAGGAAAUGCAGGGCCUCCUGAAGCGGGCCUUCAACGAGAGCACCCGCCAGAGGCUGCAGCAGCAGCUGACGCAGGCCCAGGAGGCUCUGAGAAGCCUGGGCGCCUUGAAGAAGUGACUCUGGGCGGGAAGGAUCUGGCCCGCCGCUGCUGCCACUCCUCUUUCCUGGUACUCCUCAGCUGGAAGCCUUUUGAAAGGAGUAUUUUGACGUUCUCAGUGGUGGCUCCUCUCCUUUUCUUCAUUGAAACGAUUCUUGCCUACUUUGGUAUCUCUCUCUCUCUCUCUCUCUCUCUCUCUCUCUCUGUCUCUCUCCUUGCCGGUUGUGACUCCUGGCCUUACUUGACCUCCAGGUCUAACGACCAAGGUGCUUCUCUUUCUCCUGGGCCCAAGAGAUGGACUCUGUCUUCACCGGGCACUGAGGGAAAUGGUCAGUUAGAGAGAGAGGACAUGGCCUUUGACCUUGGGGCAAUGCAACCUGGUACCCAAAGGAGUUUGCAGUUGUGGAGGCAAAACCUAGGGGACCCCUGAGUACUAACCAGCAGUUUCGCAGGGGUUGGAGCCUGGGAUACCUUCCAGUUACAGAACUGUGGGAUCAGGGAAGGGCUAGUCUUGAUCCAGAGGAAGCUCUGAACUCCAUCAAAAAGUAAUUAAGGGAUCAUUUGGUGCCUCGGUUUUUUUAUUUGUAAAAUGGAGAAUAAUCCUCUCCCUUGACCUCCUUGUAAAGAUGUUGUUAACGUAUGCACCUGUAAAGUCCCUAGAUUUGGAAGAAAAGUGGACUAGAGUAGUAAUAUACAUUGUCUGUUGGCCAAUCUUGUUUAUUAACAAGAUCGGUGUACUUUGAAACUAAAUGAAAAAAGAAACCCAUCCUUUGGGAAGGCAGAGUUUCUGGAACUUGAUUAUGCAUUUUGAAUCUGGUUCUUCAGUUGUGUAGAGGAAUGCUAGCAUUCCAAGACAGGACUCCUCUCUGCAAGGAGGUUGUAUUCUGUCUGAGGACACCUCCUUUCAGUUCCAAAAUAUCUGAGUGCCUGCUCCGGACCCAGCAUAACACCAGCACUGAGGAUGCAUAUGAAUAGGACAUGAUCUCUGCCAUCAAAGAUGGCUGGUGGGUGAGAGGUGCACGUGGAUAUUUAAGUGCUUUUUGCUAGUUGAUUCAUAGCUGUAGAAGGCUGUUGGAAAAGUCAAGGUAAGAGAAAGGAUUGAAUCAAGGUGGAGGCGGUGGAUCUGAGGUUGAAGGGACGAAGUUGGUGAGAGAUGAGGCAAGUUCCGAGUUUUGGAUUGGAGACAGCUUGGAUGUGGGAGAAAGGAAGAUCUAGGAGCACUUGAGUCUUGGCAAAAUUUAUUCAUCUGAAGUCCCAUUCUUGCCCUCAGUCCCUGCAAUGGGGGCCUCCCCUAGACAUCCCUUUGAACAAGGCACAACCUUGGAGUUAUCCCUCCUUACUUCAUUUUUAUUAAUCCCUCCGGCCCACUGGCACUACUGCCAUCCACUCCAGAGAAUUCUGGUUAUACUCCAGACUAUAUCCUGAGUCUGCUUCUCUCUGUCUUCUCUGCUACCAUCCUGGUCCUAGCCACUGUCCCCUGCUGGACUAGGAUAAUCCAGGAUAAUCCAGCUUUUCUCCUCGCCCUGCUUCCUCUCUUGCCUCGUUUAAAUCAAUUCCCUACAUCUGCUUCCAAGAGUCAUCUUUGAAAAAUGUUAACCGGAUCACAUUAUUCCCAAGCAAAAGCCUUCCAAAGGCUCUCCGGUUGCACUUGGAAUAAAAUCCAAAAUUCUCAUCAUGGCCUUGAAGGUCGUAUAUAAUCUGGCUUCUUUCUUCCUCUGUGAUCCCGUCACCCACUCUCCCAACCACCCCAAACUUGCUUUUAUUUGUUCUUUGACCAAGCCAAGUUAUUUCCUUUCCUGGGCGGAACCCGUGCCCGUCCUGGUCCCUCCGCUUGGAAGCGUUUUUUUCUGUUCUCUUGGCAGAUUUGUCAUAAUGCAGUUCUCUGUUGCAGUUAAACUUCGGAGAGACCCUCCCUGAGCACCCAUUCUGAAGUAGCCCUUUCCACCAAUCCUAUCACUCCUGUCUCAUUGGCUCAUUUUAUUUCUUUGGUAUGACUCCUGCUAUCUGAAAUGAUCUGAAAUGAUCUCAUUUGAUUGUUUGCCUCAGGAGUUUCAGCUUAAAUGCUUUGGGAUGUCAAGUAGGAAAUGCAAAUGCAUGAAUUGGGCCACAGUUGCCUGAGUGUAAGACAGUGGGAAAUGCUGGGAACUGAAGUCCUCUCCAGACGGCACUUGAGGGGGGGGAGGGGGGAGGUGCUACUUCUUAUUCAGGAAUCCCACAGAAGUUGCCUAUUUCAGAGGAGCUAGAAGUUGGCAGCUUAUUAUAAAAAGACAAAAACUAAACACUAUGGACCAAUCAAAACACUAAUGUGGGCCAGUUGCAACCCACCAGUCUCUCAUUGGCAGCUUCUGGAUUGUUCCUUAGCCCGUGGGAAUGUGAGCUCCACAAGGGCAGAAUCUUCAUCUGUCUUACUUGCUCAGUGUCCCAAGCACAAUCUUGGGAACAGAGUAAGCACUCAGUAAAUAUUGAAGUCAAAUCGGGGGGCAGUUACCAGAUAUUUCUGUACCUUCUGUGUGCACUCUUCUGCUCUCAAUUUCCAUUGUGGUUUUUUUAUGCUCCUGAUAACAGAAUUCUGAUUGAUAACGCUGUGCACAUGGGUGUUGGUGAAUAUUUGCUUUCAGACGAUCAGAAGAAUGAGGCUAGAACCCUUUGCAUACCUGUUUGGCUCCGGCUUUACUCUCACUGUGUAUCCAGGAGAGAAGUGACCCGAGUAUGUUGAAUUACUGAAGUCAGAAGUCUUUGGUUCCAGGUUUGGCCGGGUCACUUACUGACUUGAGACCUUGAGCAGGCAGAUCACUUGGCCUCCCUGAGUUUGUUUCCUCAUCUGUAAAAUGGAAAUAAAUCUUGUCCGGAGGGUCUCACAGGGCUGAGUUUCUAAUGAGAUCAGUGAAGCCCUACAAACAAGUCAACACAGACUUCCUGAGGACACUGCUCCUCUCACUAAAGAUGAGGCUGCUUCUCUUAUAAACACGGAGAAGGGGUCUGGAUAUUAACAUAGAGCAGAGGUCACCAUGUUUCUUUGAACAAAAGUGUGUGUGUGAAGGCGGCAUUAAUAUUUUAGUAUCAUUAUUUCGCAUUAAUAUUUUAGUAUCACUAUUUCAACUUCUGUGGGUUUGCAAUUUUUCAAAAUAAAAACAGGGAAAUAUUUAAAAUGUGA
Suricata suricatta (meerkat) is the source of this 4562-nucleotide messenger RNA. It is a transcript of the gene TBL2, whose product is annotated as transducin beta like 2. The coding region runs from base 88 to 1428 and encodes 446 amino acids. Gene Ontology annotation, biological process: endoplasmic reticulum unfolded protein response. The transcript has 7 exons. Gene Ontology annotation, molecular function: protein binding. The record is from RefSeq and is a predicted model, not a curated record. Lineage: Eukaryota; Metazoa; Chordata; Mammalia; Carnivora; Herpestidae. Gene Ontology annotation, cellular component: endoplasmic reticulum.